AUGGAGAAAUCAAUAGAGAUGCAAAACGACGUCGUGGUAAUGCUAGCGAGGCAUGUCAUCGCCACCGUUGCCAACGGCUCCAACCUUGUCUUUUCACCAACGUCAAUCAACGUUUUGCUCUGCCUCAUUGCCGCCGGUUCUAAUUGCAUCGCCAAAGAAGGAAUCCUCCCAUUCCUCAUGUUGCCCUCAUCGGAUCACCUCAACGCAGUCUUGGCCAAGACUGUAUCCGUUACACAUUCCAAUGGCAGCAAGAGAAGCAAUGUGCGUUUCUCUGCGGCUUAUGGCGUCUGGAUCGAUAAAUCUGUGUCCUUCAAGCCUUCCUAUGAAGACCUAUUGGAUAACUCCUACAACGCUACUUGCACUCAAGCUGACUUCGCAUUCAAGCCUGGUGAAGUGAUUGAUGAUGUGAAUACAUGGGCUAAGUAUCAAACCAAUGGAGUCAUCGAGCAGAUUCUUUCACCGGAUUCUACCGAGGCUAUCCGUGAAAGCAAACUCAUACUUGCAAAUGCAAUGUAUUUCAAAGGAGCUUGGAGCAAUAAUUUUGAUGCAUGGUUGACAAAAGAUUACUAUUUUCACCUUCUUGAUGGCUCAUCUGUGAAAGUACCCUACAUGACCAAUGACGAGGACCAAUACCUAGAAGAAUAUAGUGGUUUUCAAGUUUUGCGUCUCCCUUAUCUUGAGGAUCAACGUCAAUUCUCCAUGUAUAUUUAUCUCCCUAAUGAUAAAGACGGAUUACCUGCGCUGCUUGAGAAAAUAGGGUCCAAACCAGGGUUUCUUGAUUAUCAUAUUCCACGCCACCGUGUACCAGUGAGAGCUUUUAGAAUUCCAAAGUUUAAGUUCUCUUUCGAGUUUGAUGCUGCAUAUGUUUUAAAGAAUAUGGGGCUGACUUCGCCGUUUAAUACUACUGGUGGAAGUACUCUAACCGAGAUGGUUGAUUCCCCUUCCAUGGCUGAGGAUCUAUACAUCUCAAGAAUUAUUCAUAAAGCUUCCAUUGAAGUUGAUGAAGAGGGAACUGAAGCUGCAGCCGUUUCUGCAUCCAUGAUAUUAACGAGCUGUUCGGCAUAUGAAUCGAGAAAACCAGAUUUCGUAGCUGACCAUCCAUUUCUAUUCACAGUGAGAGAAGACAAGAGUGGACUCAUUUUGUUCAUGGGUCAAGUUCUUGAUCCUUCAAGACAUUGA
This is a messenger RNA of Eutrema salsugineum, 1179 nucleotides long. RefSeq names its product serpin-Z10. The transcript has 2 exons. Lineage: Eukaryota; Viridiplantae; Streptophyta; Magnoliopsida; Brassicales; Brassicaceae. Gene Ontology annotation, molecular function: serine-type endopeptidase inhibitor activity. The record is from RefSeq and is a predicted model, not a curated record. Bases 1 to 1179 code for a protein of 392 amino acids.